UGGGAAGAAUGCUUCCUCCAUUGGUGGUCAGUGGGAAGAAUGCUUCUUCCUUUGGUGGGCAGUGGGAAGAAUGAUUCUUCCUUUGGUGGUCAGUGGGAAGAAUGCUUCCUCCAUUGGUGGUCAGUGGGAAGAAUGCUUUUUCCUUUGGUGGUCAGUGGGAAGAAUGCUUCCUCCAUUGGUGGUCAGUGGGAAGAAUGCUUCCUCCAUUGGUGGUCAGUGGAAAGAAUGCUCCUUACAUUGGUGGUCAUUGGAAAGAAUGCUCCUUACAUUGGUGGUCAGUGGGAAGAAUGCUUCUUCCAUUGUUGGUCUGUUGGAAGACUGCUUCUUCUAUUAGUGGUCAUUGGGAAGACUGCUUCUUCCAUUGAUGGUUAGUGGGAAGAAUACUCCUCUCUACUAUGUGUCAAUGGUGUCAGUGGUUACUUCUCUGAGCAGACAGAAA
This is a messenger RNA of Staurois parvus, 439 nucleotides long. The record is from the annotation of a GenBank genome assembly. Lineage: Eukaryota; Metazoa; Chordata; Amphibia; Anura; Ranidae.